Messenger RNA from Pseudo-nitzschia multistriata, 1613 nucleotides. The record is from the annotation of a GenBank genome assembly. Lineage: Eukaryota; Bacillariophyta; Bacillariophyceae; Bacillariales; Bacillariaceae.
GUUCACGACGAAAGCAAAACCUUCUCCCUAAACAAUACGAACAAGUACUAGAAGGGCGGUGAUCGGGCCAGCAGGAGGCAUUGUAAACAAAGCAAAUCAUUAUACUGCUUGAGCACAAAACAAACCGCAAUAGCACAAGCUCCAACGCUAACGCCAACACGCAAGAACCAUGGCGACAACGAGAGCAACCACGAAAGAAAAGAACCAAAACGAGCAUUCUUCGCCAUGUUACUACAAGCUGAGUGCGGCUGAACUCCCGGACGACCUGUUUCGGAAGGACGUGCCAGUGACCGAGUGGAUCGGCGGAAAGGAAGAAGACAACAAGAACGCCGAUGAUGCCAGGCCCUGGAUAGCCACCAGCUCCAGUCCCAGCGGAUUUCCCCCCGGUGAUCUCAAGAAAGUCCAUCCCAUCGAUCGAAUGGUCGACAUAGAACGAUGCAUCGGAAUAUCUCUCUACAUGGUGGGCAACGUAACCCCAUUUGCCCUUCCGUCUCUGGCCUUUGCCUGGCUGGCGCUAGGGAUGGAGGCCGCUAAGUACCUGUUUUGGUUCGUAGUGGUGUACCACGGUGGAUUGUACGCCCUCUGGAGGCUCUGGAUGGUUCCAAUCUUUUUGAGACGAUACAACCGCGGUUCCAGACUCAAGGACGACCUUAACCCGGUGGAUCCCGGAUAUUCCCAGUACUUAUACACGGAACGAAACACGACCAAGUAUUGCAGCACGAGCUAUGUUUGGCCUGCCAGUCUGCAUCGGCCUGCUCUGGAGAAAGGCCCGAACAACGAUCGACCCGUGAUCUACUGCAUCAUCCCCCACGGAUUGGCUCCGUAUGGGAUCGUUGGCUACCCCUACUUUUCCAAGGUCUGGAACUCGAAACUCUGCUCGUGGACCUGUGCGCCGGUGCUUCUGAGCCUCCCCUUUGUUGGCUACUUUCUUAAAGCGAUUGGAUACAUACCCGCCAAGUCCAAGAACAUUCUAGAGGCGCUGACCAAGAAGGAUCGCAACGUUGGCGUAAUCCUGGACGGAAUUGAGGGCAUGUUUCACAAUGCCAACGCUACAAACACCGACACGGAGGUCGGUGCCAUUCUGAAACGCAAGGGGAUCGUGAAGAUUGCACUGAAGGCCAACGCGGCCCUCGUUCCUGUUUACGGGUUUGGACACGCCGAGGUCUACGACAUUUUGGUAGAUCCCUUUGGAAUCAUGAAGUAUCUCUCGAUUACCUUUGGGGUAAGUCUGACACCCUUUUUUGGCCGCUACAAAUGGUUUUUGGGCCCACCGAAGCGAAACGUUCCCAUUACGGUGUGCCUGGGCGAUCCCAUUUAUCCCCCCGAGAGCAGUAGCAGCAGCGGCGACGAGACGACUCCGGACAGCCCCAGUAAUACCAUUACACAGGAAGACAUCGACGAGCACCACGCCAGGCUUCUGAAGGGCUUCGAAAAGGUCUUUGACACGCACAAGCGGGGGUAUUAUGGGGAGCAGACCGGCGCCAGAAAGAAAUUGGUCUUUUGCAAGUAGUUAGUCGUAACGAGCGUAGUUUCAUUCCUUCUUCUAAUAUUCUUCUUGUAAGACCUGUACAGUACUUCCAAAAGCACCACACGAAUAGAGAACAAUUCAGCCG